ACUCCCUGCUUCUAUCUAUACGAUCUCCGGUGUCAUCCCUCCUCCACGGUGCACUCCUCCCCUUCUCUUUCCGCCAUGAUAGAGGGCAGCACUACCCCACAUCUCCUAGUUACCCAGGUUUUUUCCCCGGAAGCUACUGCCAGGCCUGGCGGGGGAUGCUGUCAGAGGCGUGUGUAACCUUUGGUUACUAGGAGCAGGCCUGUAGCCAAAGACGGGCCGCCUAAAUCCAGGCCCUGAGCCCCGCUAGCUAGCGGGUGCUCCCUUUUUUUUUUUUUACACAGUCAAGCCGUUCUCACCUCGUUGGCUUGGGCAGUCCCAAUGCCCGAGCAGGGCCCCAGGAUGAACGGCUUCUCUCUAGGGGAGCUAUGCUGGCUCUUCUGCUGCCCGCCCUGCCCGAGUCGUAUCGCCGCUAAGCUGGCCUUCCUACCGCCGGAGCCCACCUACACAGUGCGAGAGACUGAGGCUCCACCAGGCCCGGCUCCACAGCGGGAGGAUGAGCAGGGAGACCCCGCGGCUUGCUUGCCUCCCCCCUGCAGCCUGCACCUGUCAGAGCGGGCGGACUGGCAGUAUUCACAACGGGAGCUGGAUGCAGUGGAGGUUUUUCGUUGGAGGACAGAGCGGGGGAGCUGUCUGGGCUGUAUGUACGUGCGCUGCGCCCCUGGCAGCCGAUACACGCUGCUUUUCUCACACGGAAAUGCUGUGGAUCUGGGCCAGAUGUGCAGCUUCUACAUCGGCCUGGGCUCCAGGAUCAACUGCAACGUCUUCUCUUAUGAUUAUUCGGGCUACGGAGUGAGCAGUGGCAAACCCAGCGAGAAAAACCUGUAUGCGGAUAUCGAGGCGGCCUGGCACGCCCUGAGAACUCGGUCUCUGAGGAGUGGUAUCCUCUCAUACUUGGUGAGGUCGUCUAACUGCCAGACGACUGGAAAGCAGUUUUUACACCUUCCUAACACUUUUUUUUUUUUCUCUUCCUUUUCCAGCAUUGAUAAAAUAUCAAAAGUCACAUCUCCUGUGCUGAUAAUCCAUGGAACUGAAGAUGAAGUUAUUGAUUUCUCUCACGGUCUAGCCAUGUAUGAGCGGUGCCCACGUGCUGUAGAACCGCUUUGGGUGGAUGGCGCGGGGCACAAUGACAUAGAGCUGUAUGCACAGUAUCUUGAGAGACUAAAGCAAUUCAUAGCUCAUGAGCUUCCGAACUCUUGAGGACGUGUUUCUGUCUUACCUCUGUUCUUCUAAAUGGCAGAAGUGACCAAUCUUAGAAGAUAUGUCCAUUGUGGUGCUGGGCAUUUCUUAAUACCCCACAGCGGGUUGGCUCACACACAAGCAUCCAGUGGCAACUAUUUUUCUUUUUUUUCAUGUACGCUCAGCUGCUGUAACUUUAUAUCAGCCUUUUAAAAAGAGACCAAAAGAUCCUCAAAACCUUUUCUAGGGCACUGUUUUUAUUCUGGAAUUUGUUUACAAAACGUUAUUUUGAAGGAAUUGUCAUAUACUGCCAGUCUAUUUCACUACUACAGAACUGAACAGCUGGCUUACAAAUGCUCUUGGAUCUAGCGUACAUUUGAAACUGAUAAUGCUAAGGUUCAUCUUUACACUUUUUUUGUUUGUUUUUUCAAUUAGUCCUAAGAAAGAAGGCAUUUUGCUUGUUCAGUAAUGUAUAUAUGUGGUAUUGUGAUGAAACACUUCUUUAAGGAACUAAUAAUAAAUAUUUAUCCUCAAUAA
Bombina bombina (fire-bellied toad) is the source of this 1713-nucleotide messenger RNA. It is a transcript of the gene ABHD17C, whose product is annotated as abhydrolase domain containing 17C, depalmitoylase. Gene Ontology annotation, biological process: protein depalmitoylation. Gene Ontology annotation, molecular function: palmitoyl-(protein) hydrolase activity. The transcript has 3 exons. NCBI's taxonomy places the organism in Eukaryota, Metazoa, Chordata, Amphibia, Anura, Bombinatoridae. Gene Ontology annotation, cellular component: plasma membrane; endosome membrane. The coding region runs from base 319 to 1197 and encodes 292 amino acids. The record is from RefSeq and is a predicted model, not a curated record.